Molecule: messenger RNA, 1368 nt
Organism: Cladophialophora carrionii CBS 160.54
Lineage: Eukaryota; Fungi; Ascomycota; Eurotiomycetes; Chaetothyriales; Herpotrichiellaceae
Product: polynucleotide kinase 3'-phosphatase
Exons: 8
Coding region: 1-1368 (455 amino acids)
Biological process (GO): DNA repair
Molecular function (GO): ATP-dependent polydeoxyribonucleotide 5'-hydroxyl-kinase activity; double-stranded DNA binding; polynucleotide 3'-phosphatase activity
Source: RefSeq, a predicted model, not a curated record
AUGAAACGAUCCGCGCCUCCAGCAGGUUCCAUAUCACCGCCUCUUGUCAAACGCAAGAUCGAAUCCACCACCACAAACAGGGCGGUGGCCAGUUUCUUCAAACCGGCCUCACAAAAAGAGCCAGAGAAAAUUGUUUGGCGGACUGUUGAGAACAGCCUCGUCAUUGGCAGAUAUGACGCAUCCAACCCGUCGCCUCAACAGCGUACCUUGCCUGUGAAGAUCGCUGCCUUCGAUCUUGAUGAUACGCUUAUCGUUCCUAACCAGGGGAAAACAUGGCACAGGUCUGCCACCAGCUGGAAAUGGUGGGAUGCAUCUGUGCCUGGCAGACUGAAGUCUCUCCACGAUGAAGGCUACCUCGUCGUUAUUCUCAGCAACCAGUCUACGGUCAGCCUGAAAGACAACAAGAAAUUACUGCAAAAGGACAUGGCGAGCCUCACCAACUUUAAGAGCCAGCUCAGUGCUGUCCUCCACCAGCUGGACUUGCCGAUCAGUGUCUAUGCCGCAACGGGCCAGGACAAAUAUCGGAAACCGCGGAUUGGUAUGUGGGAGGCCGUCUUAGGGGAUUACGAUCUACGAGCCGAGGGGGCUGUCGAUAUGACGAAGUCAUUCUAUAUCGGUGAUGCUGCUGGUAGAGAGAAGACCGAUAAGCGGAGAAAGGAUCAUGCUACGUCCGACAGCAGAGACCUUGCGGCCAACAUAGGCAUCAAGUUCCAGACACCGGACGAAUAUUUCCUCAAUGCGCCCCCGGAGCCAUACGACCACGUCUUCGAGCCCAGUAGAUAUCUCCAGUCCAUCCAAGCCGCUGAGCCCACCACAAAUGGUGCAGCAGGUGCUGCUGUAUCUGCACCCUUCACCAAGGACAGCAAACAAGACAUGGUCAUCUUUUGCGGAAGCCCUGGCGCUGGGAAGAGCACAUUCUUUUGGGACGUCCUCCAACCCCUCGGCUAUGAGCGCGUCAACCAGGACAUAUUGAAGACACGCGACAAAUGCAUCAAGAGAGCGAGGGAGCUUCUGGAAUCAGGGGCGUCCGUGGCAAUAGAUAAUACCAACGCGAACAUUGAAACCCGAUCGCACUGGGUCAAACUCGCCCGCGAAUUUAACGUCCCUAUCCGCUGUGUGCGUUUCACAGCCUCGACACGCCUUGCGGAGCAUAAUGAUGCCGCCAGAGCCCUGAAUCCAGAUAUAAUGAACCCUGAGAAUCGAUCUCAACUUCCCGGCAUCGCAUUCCGCUCUUUCCUACAAAGACUCCAGGAACCUACCCUUGAUGAAGGCUUCCAAGAUAUCUACAAGGUCGAUUUUGAGUUUAAGGGCACCGACGAGCAAAGGAAGCUCUGGUCGAGAUACUGGGUAUCGAAAUAUUCAACGUGA